UUUUUUCUUCUUCAAGGAGAACAAAGGGGAUUUGAAGUGGGAUUAUUUUUGGAAGCUGGAUUUUACUUUCUGUGGGUUCAAGAGCUGAAGUCAGGUGGCGUUCACAGUCGGGAAGUCAUGUCCAGAUCGGGUGAUAGAACAUCCACCUUUGACCCAACACACAGUGACACCCUGCUGCACGGGCUCAAUCUCUUAUGGAGGAAGCAGCUCUUCUGUGAUGUGACUCUCACUGCCCAGGGACAGCAGUUCCACUGCCACAAAGCGGUGCUGGCCUCCUGCUCACAGUAUUUCAGAUCACUCUUCUCCUCCUCUCACAAUGCCAUCAACAAUGAAGGGAGCAAAGGAGACCAGGGCAGCAGUGGGACCCCGUCAUCAUCUCCUGAUGACAAGCUGGUGACCCCAAAUGCCAGGCCCAUCAAUAACCUGGUACUCCAAGGCUGCUCCUCCAUUGGACUGCGAUUAGUGUUGGAGUACCUCUACACUAUCCUCAACAUCCCCCAGAUCACGAAACUCAGCGUGCAGUUCCUCAACGACCAGAUCUCUGUGCAGAACUACAAGCAGAUCUGCAAGAUCGCCGCCCUCCACGGACUGGACGAGACCAAGAAGCUGGCCAACAAGUACCUGGUGGAGGACGUGCUCUUGCUGAACUUUGAGGAGAUGUGUGCCAUGCUGGACGCUCUGCCGCCUCCCGUGGAGUCAGAGCUGGCUCUCUUCCAGAUGUCAGUCCUGUGGCUGGAGCACGACCGGGAGACUCGCAUGCACUACGCUCCGGACCUCAUGAAGAGGCUGCGCUUCGCCCUCAUACCUGCCCCGGAGCUGGUGGAGAGGGUGCAGUCGGUUGACUUCAUGAGGAGCGACCCCGUGUGCCAGAAACUCCUCCUGGACGCCAUGAACUACCACCUGAUGCCCUUCAGACAACACUGCAGGCAGACUAUGGCCAGCAGAAUCCGUUCCAAUAAGCGAAUGCUGUUACUGGUGGGUGGUUUGCCCCCUGGACCUGAUCGUCUCCCCAGCAAUUUGGUCCAGUACUAUGACGAUGACAAAAAGACAUGGAAGAUCCUCACGAUAAUGCCUUACAACAGUGCCCAUCACUGUGUGGUGGAGGUGGAGAACUUCCUGCUGCUGCUGGGCGGAGAGGAUCAGUGGAAUCCCAACGGAAAGCACAGCACCAACUUCGUCAGCCGCUAUGAUCCCAGAUUCAACAGUUGGAUACAGUUGCCUCCCAUGCAGGAGAGGAGAGCGAGUUUCUUCGCCUGUCGUCUGGAUAAGCACCUGUACGUGAUCGGAGGUCGAAACGAGGCGGGCUACCUCUCCAGCGUGGAGUCCUACAACCUGGAGACGAACGAGUGGAACUACGUUUCGUCUCUGCCGCAGCCGCUCGCCGCCCAUGCAGGGGCCGUACAUAAUGGCAAGAUCUACAUUUCAGGAGGAGUUCACAAUGGGGAGUAUGUGUCCUGGCUCUACUGUUACGACCCCGUAAUGGAUGUGUGGGCUCGGAAACAGGAUAUGAACACAAAGCGCGCUAUUCAUGCCCUGGCUGGAAUGAAUGACCGCCUGUAUGCUAUUGGUGGAAACCAUUUGAAAGGUUUCUCUCAUCUGGACGUGAUGCUGGUGGAGUGCUAUGACCCCAAAGCGGACCAGUGGAACAUCCUGCAGACGCCCAUCCUGGAGGGUCGCAGUGGUCCAGGCUGUGCUGUUCUGGACGACAGCAUCUUCCUUGUGGGCGGUUACAGCUGGAGCAUGGGAGCCUACAAGUCAUCGACCAUCUGCUAUAGCCCGGAGAAAGGAACAUGGACAGAGUUGGAGGGAGAGGUGGCUGAGCCCUUGGCGGGCCCAGCCUGUUCCACCGUCAUCCUGCCCGUCUGCCUCCCAUUUAACAAAUGACAACUAAUCCAACCACUGGGUGUCCAGGAUGAGGAGCAGGACAGAGACUGGGGGGAGGAGCCCGAAUAAGCAAAACAGUUGUCAACAAUUUUUCCAAAUACCCUUUGGUGAGAUUAAAGGGGGAAGUGUAUAAAUUAUUUUUUUACUGGUUUGACCAAGAGCACUUUCGUUAUUGUUUACUGGAUGUUUGAAAAAAAUGGAAAGAAAACAGUGUAACUCAUGUAUUUAAACUCAUCUGUGUUAUGAGAAAUGGUCCGUUUCAUAUUUUGAGUUGAUUUGAUCUGAUAGUAAGUGUUUUUUGGCUUCUCUUCUAUAGCACGCAUAGUGUUGAACUGCAUUAUAGCUUUUCAAACCCAUUGUAUCUUGUAUUCAGUAGAGGCAUAUUUCCAGCAGAAUACAGUGUUGAUUCAAAGGCUGACACUGGGGAAAAUAUACUGGAGUGCAGUUGAACUGGGGCAGGGUGAAAUACACGUUUUAUAAUGGUCAAUGUGUAGAAAUGUCAAUGCUGGACCACAUGUUCACUGGCAAAGUAUCCGUCAAUCACUGUCAGUCAUUCCGCUGUCUUAUUUGACUGUAAAAAACACUUGACAAAAACACACAGUGGAAGAGUGGUUAAUGCUCUUACCUUACAAUUCCUGGCUUUUCCUGAAAGAGUUUGUGUUUUUUCAAGUAGUUCUUUUUCUUAUUCCAAAGUCCACAAACAUGCAGAUGUAGAGUCAGGAUUUAGCCAGCGUUUGCCUGUUGACUGCUGGGAUUGGCUGCUGCUCCAACCACUACAGAAAAAGGGCAGAGGCAGUAGAAAAUUAAUGGAUGAUUAAAUUAAUCAUUUCUGCAUUUUUAUUUAAUUCAUCAACUGGCAAUAUUAAAUCUCAACUGAACACAUGAAACUCAUGGAAUGUCCCCUCUGGUGGACAUUUUCUAAACUGGGAAUCAUGGGUAAAAUCUGUAAUCUUGAUGUGUAGCCGCAGCUUACGACUCAAAUCCUUCAUUGUCUAAGUGAAAGAAAUAAUAGUAUCUAAAAAAUUACUAUCCACUGAUCAUUAUGAAAAUGUGUCCUCAUCACCCGGCCCUAAUGUUGAACUAGUUAUUAGUUAUUAAUUUCCACCCUGGUUAAAGCUGUGUUUCUGUAUUACUUGUUGAACAGAGAGUUUCAUACAGGUUAGCUGCUUUAAAAAAAGAAAAAGAAAAAAAAGAAAAGAAAAAGUUUCCGGUGUUUGUGGCAGCUACUCCUUAUCCUGCUGCCUAAACAAUUUAAGGGUGUACCAUUGACUCCCGAUGUUCACACGACGCACUAAUGUUCACACUAAUACUACAAUGACGGUACAAUCAAAUUGUAAUUUCUAACCAAUGUGUUUAUGAGUAACAUGUUUGGGUAGACAGACGAAGGUGAUGUUUGUUUGGGUUAAUGUUGACGGACAGGUCUAGCUGUGUGGCGGUGUAGCAUUAGCCUCACGGGACGUUAACUUAAAAACAGAUCCUGAAAUGCACUAAAAGUGAACUUUUUAAUUCAGCAAACAAAGUUCGCGUAAAAAUGUAAAUGAAUCUGUGUGAUGUUUAAAAAAAGAAUGAAAAAAAAACAACAAA
Messenger RNA from Cynoglossus semilaevis (tongue sole), 3468 nucleotides. RefSeq names its product kelch-like family member 14 (gene klhl14). Gene Ontology annotation, molecular function: protein binding. The transcript is spliced from 10 exons. Gene Ontology annotation, cellular component: endoplasmic reticulum; neuron projection; neuronal cell body. The coding region runs from base 118 to 1884 and encodes 588 amino acids. The record is from RefSeq and is a predicted model, not a curated record. Lineage: Eukaryota; Metazoa; Chordata; Actinopteri; Pleuronectiformes; Cynoglossidae.